AUGUCGGAUUCAAGAAACUACAACAUUCUUGUCCUCCCAGGAGAUGGGAUCGGUCCGGAGGUCAUGGCCGAAGCCAUAAAGGUCCUGCGAACCUUCAACACUGCCUCAGUCCAGUUCCAUCUGCAAGAAGAACUUAUUGGCGGCAUAUCUAUCGAUACCUAUGGCCAAUCCGUUACACAGCCCGUAAAAGAUGCCGCAGUUGCUGCAGACGCCGUCCUUUUCGCCGCGGUGGGGGGUCCAAAGUGGGAUCACAUCAGGCGCGGACUUGACGGCCCAGAGGGGGGUCUAUUACAGUUACGCAAGAUCAUGGAUAUCUAUGCAAACUUGCGACCGUGCUCUGUGGAAGUUCCAAGCCGCGAAAUUGCUAGGGACUUUUCACCGUUCAGACAGGAGGUGAUCGAGGGGGUCGAUUUUGUAGUCGUGCGAGAGAAUUGUGGAGGCGCCUAUUUUGGCAGAAAAGUUGAGGAGGACAAUUUACGUGCAGCGAUGGAUGAGUGGGGCUAUUCCACUAUUGAGAUUCAACGCAUUGCUCGUCUCGCUGCAGAGCUUGCCCUGCGGCAUGACCCACCAUGGCCCGUGAUUUCUCUUGACAAAGCCAAUGUCUUAGCAUCAUCACGUCUGUGGCGCCGUGUUGUCGAGGAAACCCUUUCAAUAGAGUAUCCACAGGUGAGGUUGAUCCACCAGCUCGCGGAUUCAGCAUCAUUGAUCAUGGCUACCGAGCCCCGAGUCCUCAACGGUGUGAUUCUGGCGGACAAUACCUUUGGUGAUAUGAUAUCGGACCAGGCGGGAUCACUAGUUGGAACACUAGGUGUCCUGCCCAGUGCUAGCUUGGAUGGUCUUCCUCAUCCCGGCAAGAAGGAAAAAGUUCGCGGUCUAUAUGAACCAACACAUGGCUCCGCUCCGACAAUAGCCGGCAAGAACAUCGCAAACCCAACUGCGAUGAUCCUCUGUGUGAGCCUAAUGUUUCGAUACUCUUUCAACAUGGAGAUCGAAGCGCGCCAGAUUGAAGAUGCUGUGCGAGCUGUUCUGGACAAGGGAAUUCGCACUCCUGAUCUCGGGGGCAAAUCAGGCACUAAAGAGUUUGGUGACGCCGUAGUCGCUGCACUGGAAGGGAAAUAUCAGAUCUGA
Messenger RNA from Aspergillus costaricaensis CBS 115574, 1128 nucleotides. RefSeq names its product 3-isopropylmalate dehydrogenase. Gene Ontology annotation, molecular function: 3-isopropylmalate dehydrogenase activity; magnesium ion binding; NAD binding. NCBI's taxonomy places the organism in Eukaryota, Fungi, Ascomycota, Eurotiomycetes, Eurotiales, Aspergillaceae. The record is from RefSeq and is a predicted model, not a curated record. Gene Ontology annotation, cellular component: cytosol. The transcript has 3 exons. Bases 1 to 1128 code for a protein of 375 amino acids. Gene Ontology annotation, biological process: L-leucine biosynthetic process.